This is a messenger RNA of Betta splendens (Siamese fighting fish), 1302 nucleotides long. RefSeq names its product vacuolar protein sorting 25 homolog (gene vps25). NCBI's taxonomy places the organism in Eukaryota, Metazoa, Chordata, Actinopteri, Anabantiformes, Osphronemidae. The coding region runs from base 101 to 625 and encodes 174 amino acids. Gene Ontology annotation, molecular function: structural molecule activity; protein homodimerization activity. The record is from RefSeq and is a predicted model, not a curated record. The transcript is spliced from 6 exons. Gene Ontology annotation, biological process: protein transport to vacuole involved in ubiquitin-dependent protein catabolic process via the multivesicular body sorting pathway. Gene Ontology annotation, cellular component: ESCRT II complex.
UGUUUUAUGUCGGAACAGUCUUUGGUUAUUCUGUGUCGUUAGUCGGAACCAUUUGAGAGGGUGGACUCGUUUCCGGAAGUUGAACUCCUCACCAACUGAGAUGAGUUUUGAGUGGCCCUGGCAGUAUAAUUUUCCACCGUUUUUUACGCUACAGCCAAAUGUUGACACAAGACAGAAGCAGCUGGCAGCAUGGUGUUCCAUGGUUCUGUCCUACUGCCGACACCACAAGCUCUACACUCUGGAUGUCAUGGAAGCCCAGGAAAGCCCUGUGUUCAACAACAAGAAGCUAGAACGAAAACUGUCAAUGGAAGCAAUUCAAGUUGUGUUUGAGGAGUUAAGGAAAAAGGGGAACCUCGAAUGGUUAGACAAAAACAAAUCCCGGUGUUUAGUCAUGUGGAGACGACCGGAGGAGUGGGGCAAGUUAAUAUACCAGUGGGUUUCCAAAAAUGGAAUGAGCAACUCUGUGUUUACACUCUAUGAACUGUCCAAUGGUGACGACACUGAAGCUGAAGAGUUUCAUGGAUUAGAAGAGUGGAUGCUGCUGCGCUCGCUGCAGGCUUUACAGGCAGAUGGCAAAGCAGAGAUCAUCACCAUGGAUGAUGGAAAAGGUGUCAAAUUCUUUUGAAAUGGUGCUGGAAUCCAACAUAUUCUGUCCAGGAGCCCUCAUUCUGUACCUUACAGGCAAAUUUGACAUUUCGCCAUUUAAGGCUACAAGGUGCACCUCAGUGUCCACUCCAGAGGAUGUUGGACUCGCAGUUGUUGCCUUUUGGGUCGCCUGCAUUUAGAGCCUUUUCUUAUUGGAAGAGAACCAAUAUCAUUUAGUGUUUGGGGUAAUGAGCAAUGGUGACACUGUGUUUAAAGUUGUCACAGGUAACAACUGUUGCCGUUUAAACAUGCAAUGCGUCUAUCAGGGGACUAAAUACUAUCCUGUCUGACUUUAGGGGAAAUCUUUCCUCGCCAGCUGUAACUUUACUUUUUGUUCUUGUAAAUAGAAUUAGUUUUAGCCCAGUUUUCCCUGUUAAUAAACAUACUUGAUAUAAAUCUCUGGCCCUUUUGCUGUUGGCUGUUGUUCCUCUGUUGCAAAUGAAAAACCCAAAGAAAUUCCAGACUCCAACACCAGAGGCACGUGCUUCCAGAGGAGGACCAAUCCCAGCCCCACUCAGCUGUGUGCAGUAACUUCAUGUACUGAUUGCUGUCUUCUUAUUGUGCAGUGGAAACUGUGACACUCUCUGUUAUUGCUCCUUGAAUAUUUCCAACCUCUUUUUCCAAAUCUCGUACGAGAAUAAAUUAGAAAUUUCCUAA